AUGGCAGUCCCAGACAGUGACGGAGCUGCAGUACUGGUCAAUCUUCCCGUCUUCAACAAGAUGAAUGUUCACGUUUGGUUUUCGCAACUGGGUGCAAUAUUUCAGGCUAAGAGAAUCCAGUCACAGAGCGCUCGUUUCGCUUAUGUAGUCGAGAAACUACCUCCCGACAUCGCAUCGGAAGUUUCUGACUUGUUAGAUAACGUCCCAACAGAGAACCCAUUUGACGUCCUGAGAGAACCUAUUAUAUACAGGAUAGGGAAGUCAGAAGAACGUCGAAUCAACGACUUAUUUAAUACGCUUCAACCUGACCAGAGCAAACCCACCCAACUUCUACGGAAGAUGAAAAACCUUCUGGGUAAUAACACCAUGUCAGAGGUUUUUCUAUGGAAACUCUGGCUAGAUAAGUUGCCGACCCAUACCGCGCAAAUUUUGGCAACACUCCUUGAGGAUUUGGAUCUACCACGAGUGGCUGCAAUAGCCGAUAAAAUCGUGGAGACGAGAACUCUUAACAGCACUCAUAUUUCUUCAACGGACAGCACACCGCAUGACAAUAUUCUAAAGAUACAGCAGCAGAUCGACGAAAUGUCCACGCAACUGGAUCGACUGAGUAGAGUGCGUUCGCGUCCAGCAUACAACGCAUACAAGUCUCAACACCAUAGCAGAGCUAAAUUGAACACUAGGAAUAAAGCAAACACUGGUAUUUGCUGA
Acanthosepion pharaonis is the source of this 708-nucleotide messenger RNA. The record is from the annotation of a GenBank genome assembly. NCBI's taxonomy places the organism in Eukaryota, Metazoa, Mollusca, Cephalopoda, Sepiida, Sepiidae.